UGCCAAGUCAAGUAAACCUAAAUCGCGGAGCGAAGACGGCGACGCGCUAAUGGGCAACAUCGGAAGCCGCGGUGGCUCCAAUCCGCCACCGCCGCCGCCUCAUCUUGACGGGCGGGGACAUGGGGUCCCUCCGCCGUACUACCACCGGUACCCGGCUUGGCCCCCGGGUCCCGCCGCGCCGCCGCCGGUGCCGUUUCCAGCGCAGGUGGAGCGGCAAAGGGCCGUGUCUGUGCACGCCGGCGUCAACAUCAAGGGGGAUACCCUGCGGCUGGAGCGCGACGACGACGGCCGCUGCCUACUCGCCUUCUCCUUCGACGCCGACGCCCCCGGAAGCAUAACUGUUUACUUCUUUGCACAAGAAGAUGAUGACUCUGUCCUGAAGGCUACAAAGGAAAAUAUGCUCCAACCUGUGAGGGUAACAUUUAAGGAAGGCAAAGGUCAGGAGUUCAAGCAACCAAGUGGAACAGGGAUUGACCUCUCAAUGUUUGAGGAAUCUGACCUCACUAAGGUUGGGGAGGAUGGUGUAUUUCCUGUCGCAUUCAAAGUGGAAGUGGAUGUGUCAAGCAACCAAGAUUUAGAAAGGGAACAGGAUGCAGAAGACUCAAAGUCGUUGGCUAAAUUUGCUGUAUUUGUGAAGAAAGACAACAGUGAAUAUGGGAUUCAAGUUGUGCAGCAGAUACUGUGGGUAAAUGGAACUAGAUAUGUCUUGCAGGAGAUAUACGGUAUUGGGAACAGGAACACAGAUGACAAGAAUGUUGACGAGGAUGAUUCUGGGAAAGAAUGUGUGGUUUGUCUUACAGAACCAAGAGAUACAACUGUCCUUCCAUGCAGGCAUAUGUGCCUGUGCAUGGAGUGUGCUCAACUUGUAAGGUUCCAGACCAACAAAUGCCCCAUUUGCAGGCAGCCUAUUGAGCGCCUUCUCGAGAUUGAGUUUGAUAGCAAGCCCAUGCCUCAUCAAGGAGAUUAGUAGCUAAUAAAUCCUAAGGGAAAUCUGUUAAAUUGCUAGCAAUUGUAAUUGCCUGUAUAUAUUGCGUGUUUAGAUGAAAUUACAGUGCUUCUGGUAAAGGAAAAAAAACAUGAAAGGGGCAAAUGAGAUUGCCUGGAUUUUAGAAAGUGCAUUAAGAUGUCUUGUGGUCUU
Lolium rigidum is the source of this 1138-nucleotide messenger RNA. Its product is annotated as probable E3 ubiquitin-protein ligase LOG2. Gene Ontology annotation, molecular function: ubiquitin protein ligase activity. Bases 50 to 967 code for a protein of 305 amino acids. Gene Ontology annotation, biological process: protein ubiquitination. The record is from RefSeq and is a predicted model, not a curated record. The transcript has 3 exons. NCBI's taxonomy places the organism in Eukaryota, Viridiplantae, Streptophyta, Magnoliopsida, Poales, Poaceae.